Molecule: messenger RNA, 5631 nt
Organism: Copidosoma floridanum
Lineage: Eukaryota; Metazoa; Arthropoda; Insecta; Hymenoptera; Encyrtidae
Gene: Alk
Product: Anaplastic lymphoma kinase
Biological process (GO): protein phosphorylation; cell surface receptor protein tyrosine kinase signaling pathway; positive regulation of kinase activity
Cellular component (GO): plasma membrane; signaling receptor complex
Molecular function (GO): protein binding; transmembrane receptor protein tyrosine kinase activity; ATP binding
Source: RefSeq, a predicted model, not a curated record
CAUCGGCUCGACCGGAAACCGACAAUUGGCCGGGCAGUGCCAACAGCAGAGCUGUAGACACCUCUGCGCGUCUCGCAACGAGUGGUCAGUCCCUCAUGCACGUUCGGACCGUUUCGCGAGCUCCUUUUUAGUCAUUGUCGAAGCCUCGCCCACUAAAAACGUAGAUUCGGCUUUGUUCGCGUUUGAGGGUUGACCUAGUGGUGGGGAAAGUACUUGAUUUCCAUACACGUAGUAAUUUGUUUUUCGGGUGAACUUGCGGUGAAUGACAUCGCACUGACAUACCACUUGUGCAGAUAGAGAGGGGGGGGGAGUGUGGCCAAAGUAAGCCAUAGCGAGAAGAGACUAAACUGGCGCGAUGCUGAGGCAGUCGUCGUCGCGCGGGCGGCCACUGCUGCUUUACGUGUUCGUGCUGCGCGCGUUGACGGGCUGCUGGUCAAUUGGGCCAUUUGCCGCGAGGGCGUCUCGGCCGGCACGGGGCAUAGCGGAUCUGCGCGAGCUCAUGAUGCAGCAGCAGCCGUCGACCGGCCACGGUGCCUGUGACCUCGAGGUCGGGCUCAAGGCCGGGGGAACGCCCACCUGCGAGUGGUUCUGGAAGAACGACACCUUCGAGGUGCUCUCCGCGGUUGGGCUGGCGCCCGACGAGCGGGGCCCCACUGUCGAUGCGAGCAACAACCGCAUGGGUAAAUUUUUGUGGCUGACGGGCAACACGACGGCCCACCUGUGGUCCAAGAUAAUACCGCGGACCGGAGCCCGGUGCUACCUGGAGCUGGCGGUUUACCAGAUCGAGAUAGCCCACGGGAAAAUAAGCCUCGUUAUCGAGACCGACAACGGCAUCAACAAGACGUACGUCGUCGCCCACGAGCGACCCGGCAACAACACCGCCAGGUGGGAAAAGAUGAAAAUCAACUUGGGCGACAACAGGCAGGAGUUUCGGAUUCUGUUGGAGAUAAAGCUACCCUUCGACAACUCGAGCAUCGGCGUCGACAACAUCCGGCUGGUCGACUGUUUUCCCGAGCAGCGGACCUUUUCGCACCGCGAGUGCACCGACAGCAUGUUCAGGUGCAGGGACGGCACCUGCCUGAAACCCGAGCACGUCUGCGACUUUACGAUAGACUGCCCGGACGCCGAGGACGAGACCGCCGAUUGCAACAAGCUGCCCCAGGAGGCGCGCUGCAACUUCGAGGCCGGCUGGUGUGGCUGGGAAAACGUCAACGAGAACGUCAAGUGGAAGCUCGGCCGGGGACCGGCCAACAGACAGAGGAUGGGCCCCAUCGCCGACCACACGUACCGCAACCUCACCGGCACCUACGCCUACGUGGAAAUGACGAACGGUGGCUCGCUCGGUAGCGAGGCCGAGCUCAAGAGCCCGGUGUACAACCCGAUGCCGGCCUACCACGGCGACCCGACCAGUCCGUACGUGAACUCGUGCAAGGUGCGCUUCGUCUACUACCAGGUCGAUAUGAACACUCUGGCGCUUGGCCUGUGGCUGGUGAAGCUGCUGCCCCAUCAGACUAAGCGCGAAAAGUUGUUCUGGUCGUUCAAGAAUACCGGGGGUAGGUGGCAAACCAUGACAUACUCGUUGCCCCACUCGCGGGUCAAGUACUACUUGCUCUUCGAGGCCGUCAAGGGUUACGGGUCGAACGGCCUCGUCGCCAUCGACGACUUUUCCCUCAGUCCCGAGUGCUUUGGAUUGGGUGUGCCGGCAUCCGUUGUCGGGGACUUUAAUUACUACGACCAGAAGAUCAACGACGUCCCACCCAGGCAUCCGGACUUUGUCAACGCCUCGAUGACAGUGGUCGACGCGUGCGGCCAAACCGGUAGGCUCGGGCCCACGACUGAGCAGUGCACCGAGGCGCACAACCUCACCGACGUCGAAGUGUUGUCCGAGUUGUCCGCCGACAGGGGCGACGCGGCCUUCCGCUCCAAGGGGAUCCAGCGCUGGAUUGCACCGCGUGGCGGCUACUACACAAUCAUCGCAACCGGUUCUCGGGGUGGUAUCGGCGCGCUGGCCACGGGGAUCUCGCUGGGUGCAAUGGUCAAGGGUAUAAUCGAGCUCGUCAAGGGCCAGCAGUUGUACUUCAUGAUCGGCCAGCCUGGGACCGACGCGUGUCCAAAGAAAUUAGGCCGCAAGGACGACACGUGCCAGAAGAUGAAGUCCAACUUCACGUCCGACAAAAUUCACGAGGUCAAGAAAACCGAGCUCAGCGACGGUGGCGGCGGCGGAGGUGGCGCCACCUACGUUUUCACGCUAAAGGAGAACGGGGAGCAGCUACCUCUGCUGAUUGCCGGUGGCGGGGGUGGCCUGGGCUCGACGCAAUUCCAGGACGAUCAGCAGGACGCCAAGGGCAUACUGACCGGGAAUCGCAAGCCCGUCAACGGCACCUCGUUCAGAGGAUACGCGGGAGGUGGCGGUGGCUGGCUGCCCGGGACGCCCGAUGGAAAGAACGACGUGCACUACGGGAUGGCUCUGACCCAAGGGGGCGUGGGUGGGAUCGGUUGUAGCCCCAACCAGCACGGCUUCGGCGACGGGGGCUUUGGGGGAGGCGGUGGUGGUUGCCUGUCUGGCGGAGGUGGUGGCGGCUACGCUGGUGGCGACACAGGACACGAGCCCUCUGGCAACGGGGCCGGGGGCUACUCGUACGCCCACCCGGAACUGUUGUACAUCGUCGACGCGGAAAAGCAGAACAGCGGACCGGGCGAGGCCUUCGUCGUGCCGGAGAUCCAGGGCUGUGGCUGCGAUUACCGUUGCAUGGCGCUCGACCAGUACCUCAGCGAGGUGCGCUGCAUCUGUCCUCAGGGAUGGAACCUCGCCGGCAACCAAAAGUCAUGCUUAAGUGAGUACCCCCUGGGCGACGAGCAAGACCCGACCCACAAGACCAUCAUGAUAUUUAUGAUAUGCGUGAGCGUCGUGCUCGCCUUCGCGAUCACCUGUCUCUGUCUCCUGCUGUACAACCGCUACCAGGCGCGCAAGGUGCACCAGUCGAAGCACCGGAAUGCCUUUUUCAUGGAAAAUGGCACGGAGUUGAGAACAGUGUCCAACACGAUGCUGUCCGAGUUCAACCCAAACUACGACUUUGCCGACAAUCUGCACAACCUCAAGGAGCUCGGCGAGCCCAUACCACGCGAACAAAUCAAACUUAUCAAAUCCCUGGGUCAAGGGGCGUUUGGCGAGGUUUACCAGGGCAUCAGACGCGACCCGCUCAAGGGCGACAUGGAGGUGGCGGUGAAGACAUUGCCAGUCUCGUCGACCCAGCAAGCCGAGGCAGAUUUCAUCAUGGAGGCCCUCAUAAUGAGCAAAUUCAAGCACGCCAACAUCGUCGAGUUCAUCGGGGUCUCCUUCAGCGAGCACCCGCGUUUCAUCAUCCUCGAGCUCCUCUCGGGCGGCGAUCUCAAAAACUUUCUCCGCGAGGAGCGCCCCCGAUCGGAUCUACCGACGUCGCUGACGAUGAAGGACCUGCUGUCGAUGGCUCUCGACGUGGCCCAGGGCUGCAAAUACAUGGAGGACCAUCGGUUCAUCCACCGCGACAUAGCGGCGCGCAACUGUCUCCUUACCUGCAAGAGCCAUCCGGGGCGCGUGGUCAAGGUUGCUGACUUUGGCAUGGCCCGGGACAUAUACCGCAGCGAGUACUACAAGAAGGGCGGCAACGCCAUGCUGCCCAUCAAGUGGAUGCCACCCGAGAGCUUCAUCGACGGCAUGUUCACCUCAAAGACCGAUGUCUGGGCGUUUGGAGUACUGCUCUGGGAGAUCAUGUCGUUCGGCUACAUGCCCUACACUGGCUGCUCGAACCGGGAGGUAGUUACACUGGUGGCCCACGGGGGGCGCCUGGCGAAGCCGGCCGGCUGCCCGGACCCGAUCUACGGCCUGAUGCUGAGCUGCUGGCAUCCCAUGGCCGCCGACAGGCCCAAGUUCGAGGAAAUCGUGCGCAGAAUCGAGCUGUGCAUGCAGGACCCCGACGUCAUGAACAGCCCCAUGCCCAGCUUCGACAUAAUGCCGCUCGUCGAUCGGGAGAUCUCCAUACCCGGGCUCUCCUCCGACACCGACUGCAUCGACAUCCAAGCCGGGUUGGACAAGCACGGCUACAUGCAGCCACGCGUCUUUUACCGGGCCAAGGCCGAGACUCGAGCCAACAACGAGCAACAGCAGCAACAACAACCGCCCCAAGGUAUCGUCUACGCGGCUCUUAAGCUCGAGCACGAGGAGGACAACGUCAACUGCAACGAUUGCAAGAUGAGCUCGUCGCCCGACUACAAGAACUCGUGCCUAGACCCCCAGCACAACAACUACACCCUCGACCCGGACGCCAAGCCCGAGCUCUGCGACAAUAGAUCACCGGAGCAAAGCGAACCCAACGCCAACGUGAUCGAGCCAACGUCGUCGUCGGGCCUUACAACCGAGGUCGGGCAAAACGGCAACCACGGCGAGAGGGCGGAGGUUAGGGACGCGAAAACCCGUUCGCCGGGCUCGUGCAACGGCAACGUCGAGGAGGAGCCCGUCAACGGCGUCAUCCGCAGUAGGAGCACGCUCAAGGCCGCCCUUAGCCUGGACCCGAGCGCCCUGCGCGGUCGCGUGCUCCCCUACGAGAAAAUCGGCUUCGGUCCGGCGGUGGCCGGUAGCGGCACCGACAGCCCCGGCAGCUCGGGCCGGCUCAGGGAGGAGUGCUCCUGCUGAGACUCGGGCAGCGGGGGCUGACGCUCCCCGGCGUCGUCGGACUGCUGCAGCCGCGCGAGCUGGCCCGGCUCCUUCCGCAGCCCCAGGCGCUCGGCCACCAUGCCCGCUAUACGUUACCACGCCCUCGCCGGCUUCCCGCGCUCCCGGCGCUCCGAGCAAUCGUCCGAGGAGACGCUGCUCUGAGCGGGAUGACGAUCAUGGGGUGUCAGGGGCUAGGGUAUCUUCUACUGGGAUGCAACCAGAGUGCAGGAGUUUGGGCUUUUCCUUCUUGAGCAUCUGGUAUAAUAUCGAAAUAAAAAGAAGCCAAGAGAAAACGUAUUUGGAAAAGAUAUUUUUAGAAUCGUUGCUUGCAGGUGUAGGUUUAUAUAGGGGGUGUUUUGGGUAACAAGAGAGUAGAUAUAUUUAACGAAGUGACGAAACAUUCUAUACGAACGUGAUACAUCCCGUUACAAAUUCAAUGUCGUGAUUAUAAUAUGGUAAGAUACAGUAUUAGGAAAGUGUGAGUGAAACUUUUACGUAUUUGCGCGGGACAAUUUAUUGAUGUAUGCUGUUGUGUGAGGAGAAUGUGAAACUAUUCAUCGUUGUAACAAUCGGUAUUCGUGAAAAUAAUGAAAUGCUCACAACAGUGAUUUACUUUUAGUCAAGCAUUUAUUUGUUUAAUUUGUUUUUUUUUUUCAGCUUAUUUUAACGCUGGUUUAUAAUUGUUAAUCACGUAGUGUAGAUGCAUGAGUUUGCCAUCUGCUGGUUGGAUGCAAAAAUAGGCAAUAGCGUUUUAUUUUUUACCGUAACGUUUAAUACGAAAUCAAGAAAAAAAUAUAUUAGAAACGCUCUUAAAAUAUAGUCUUUCAAUUUAGGAUUACAGGGUUUUCGAAUUUUUUCAAAAGCUAAAUAAUUUAUAAAAUGAAACCAUCAGAAAAACAUCGGCAAAGUAUUGGUUCUAUAAAGUUGUUAUAGAAAUUUGU